GAACACCGCGCUCGCAUUCUCAUUGGUUACUGGAAACCGGAAGUGCCUAUGUCCGGCGGAAGUACUCCUCCAGCUCGGUCCGCCCGGCCAGAGAUCUCAGUUUUCACCUCCAGGCGACUUGAAUUUCGAGCCUCUUGUAGUCCUGAUGGACAACUUCGCUUUCCUCAAACUGAUCACACUUGGAACUUCCAGGGUUGGAGUUUUAUGCAAUUGAGAGCUGUCGGCACUGCAGAAUUCUAUGUACUAGGAGACAGAGAUUAAAAUGGCUUCCAGAGGAAAGACAGAGACAAGCAAAUUAAAGCAGAAUUUAGAAGAACAGUUGGAUAGACUAAUGCAGCAAUUACAAGAUCUGGAAGAAUGCAGAGAAGAGCUUGAUGCAGAUGAAUAUGAAGAAACCAAAAAGGAAACUCUGGAGCAGCUAAGUGAAUUUAAUGAUUCCCUGAAGAAAAUUAUGUCUGGAAAUAUGACUUUGGUAGAUGAACUAAGUGGAAUGCAGCUGGCUAUUCAGGCAGCUAUCAGCCAGGCCUUUAAAACUCCAGAGGUCAUCAGAUUGUUUGCAAAGAAACAACCAGGUCAGCUUCGGACCAGGUUAGCAGAGAUGGAUAGAGAUCUGAUGGUAGGAAAACUGGAAAAAGACCUAUAUACUCAACAGAAAGUGGAGAUACUAACGGCUCUCAGGAAACUUGGAGAGAAGCUGACUGCAGAUGAUGAGACCUUCUUGUCAGUAAAUGCUAGUGCUGUCCUGAGCCAGUUUGAGAAAGUCUCAACAGACCUUGGCUCUGGAGACAAAGUCCUUGCUCUGGCCAGUUUUGAGAUGGAAAAAGCCCAAAAGUAACAAAUAUGGGAGCUGGUACACUGAACACAUUCCUCCUGUAAAUGGUGGUGUGUUCUGAGGAUUCUGAGUCACUGCAAAGAAACAGAUACUCUGAAAGCACAUUUGCAUCUUGGGACUAGGUAACAUGGAGACAGACGUACUAUGGCUGCUCUUUAUGGUCUUCCUCACCUCUCUCUGUGCAGGGCUCCUUGCUGAGUGACGCUGGACCUAAGACUCAUUGGACUUGAUUCAUUAUGAUUUGUUUGCUCAACAGAGAACAUAGACUUCUGCCUCUACUAAAGCUCUUUGGCUUUGGGGAGAGGGAUAUAGGUUUGGUUUUGGAGGUCUCUUCCCAUUUAUUUGGGGAAUAAUUUUUUUGGAGGGAGGUGGGCAGGAGUGUCUCACUCUGUAGCCUAAAGUGGCUUCAAACUCACUGUGUAGCCCAUGCCAGCCUAAAUCGGUGACAGUGAAGCCUCAGCCUCCCAAGCACUGGGUUCUGCCCAGGCUUUUUGGUUUUAAGUGCUGAUAGGUAAUAAAAAGAUGUGAGUUAUUGAUUCUUUUCCAUUCAUAACUGAUUUCUAUCAGCAACUUCACUAGCCCUCCUGUUGCUCAUAGUUUCAGAGCAUCAGUGAUGUUAGAAAUCAUUUUAAUACAAACAAGGAACGAUUUAGAAAGAGCAAGUGAUUUGCUGAAGACACAUCAGACAGAGCUUGGAACAAGGACAAGACUCAUGGGUCCUUACAGUUUAUUACCCCCUGAGUUCUCUCUCUUUCUCUCUCCCGCUUGGUACCAUUUUUGAAAAAUAAUGAACUUGUACUUGUGCAAGUUAGUGUCUAUGAAAACUGAGUCCUAACCCAGCAUUGACUGGGCACUAAGAGACUAUUCCCUAGCCUGUGAGCCCUGCCAUGAAUGGGGCCCUUGUGUCUCUGAAUUUCUAACUUGGAACAAUGAGAUCCCUGUUGAGAAUCUCCUGAAGUAACUUAACCUCUUGUGCUGUUUCACUGUGGAAGCAAUAGGAAGUGGCAGUUCAGGCCCUCCCAGAAUGACCUCCUGCCAGACUCAGAGGGUGGCAACAGUGAGCUGCAUCUGUUCUUCAGUUUGUGGAGAAGCAUAAAAUAAGUUAUGAGGAAAAACAAGCUUCUCUCCAGAGUGUUGACAUCUCUGUACAUGAUGUAUGUUCAGACCUGUCCCUGUGCAUGUACAUUGGUUUUUUCCUAGGGUUUGGUCAUUCUGUCUUCCAAAAUGUGUUUCUCAGUAUUCUUUCUUUACACUUUAUACAAAUUAAAAACAUUUUUGAUGCUUCUUA
This is a messenger RNA of Dipodomys spectabilis (banner-tailed kangaroo rat), 2120 nucleotides long. RefSeq names its product leucine zipper and CTNNBIP1 domain containing (gene Lzic). The coding region runs from base 263 to 835 and encodes 190 amino acids. Gene Ontology annotation, cellular component: cytosol; nucleus; beta-catenin destruction complex. Gene Ontology annotation, molecular function: beta-catenin binding. Gene Ontology annotation, biological process: negative regulation of Wnt signaling pathway. The record is from RefSeq and is a predicted model, not a curated record. The transcript has 8 exons. Lineage: Eukaryota; Metazoa; Chordata; Mammalia; Rodentia; Heteromyidae.